CAGUUCCUGGGAUCUGCUUUAAUUGAUUGAAAUCUGAUUUAAUGCUGAGCUGGUGCAUUGCUCCCUGUGUUAGCACCGGCUGUAGAAUCGCAUUUCUUUUCCUCUUGUUUUUCUUUUGAGUAUUUGCUUGUUCUGUCUAUCUCAGCAUCGCUGGGAGACGCUUGUUGAAGCAAUUCGGUGCAGGCUCUGACACCAGCGGAUGGAUGGUGUUGAGAUUUAAGGUGGAAUAAUGGUGAUUCUACAACAGGGGGAUUACGUCUGGCUGGAUCUGAAGACUGGACGUGAGUUUGAAGUUCCUAUCGGGGCAGUAGUGAAACUCUGUGACUCUGGCCAAACUCAGGUUGUGGAUGAUGAAGGCAAUGAGCAUUGGAUUUCCCCUCAGAAUGCCACCAAUAUUAAGCCGAUGCAUCCAACAUCUAUCCAUGGGGUGGAAGAUAUGAUCCGUCUGGGAGACUUGAACGAAGCCGGAAUUCUGCGUAACCUCCUCAUCCGAUAUAGGGAGCGCCUAAUAUACACAUACACCGGCUCAAUCCUGGUUGCGGUGAAUCCCUACCAGCUGCUGCCUAUCUACACUGCUGAACAAAUCCGGUAUUACACCAACCGAAAGAUCGGUGAAAUGCCACCUCACAUCUUUGCCAUUGCUGACAACUGCUACUUCAACAUGCAACGGAAUAACAAGGACCAGUGCUGCAUCAUCAGUGGUGAGUCUGGGGCUGGGAAAACAGAGAGCACAAAACUGAUCCUGCAGUUCCUGGCAGCUAUUAGUGGCCAGCACUCUUGGAUAGAGCAGCAAGUGCUUGAAGCAAAUCCCAUUCUGGAAGCAUUUGGGAAUGCGAAAACGAUCCGGAAUGAUAAUUCCAGCCGUUUUGGGAAAUAUAUCGACAUCCACUUUAACAGGAGGGGUGCCAUUGAAGGAGCCAAGAUUGAACAAUAUCUGUUGGAGAAAUCUCGGGUCUGUAGACAGGCUGAUGGGGAGAGGAACUAUCACAUCUUUUAUUGUAUGUUGAUGGGAAUGAGCAUGGACCAGAAGAAGGUACUGGGUCUGAGCAGAGCUACGGAUUACACCUACUUAACAAUGGGGCAGUGCACCUUCUGUGAUGGCCGUGAUGAUAAUAAAGAGUACGCCAACAUUCGCUCUGCCAUGAAGGUUCUCAUGUUCACUGACACAGAGAACUGGGAGAUCUCCAAACUGAUGGCUGCAAUUCUGCACAUGGGCAACCUGGCUUAUGAACCUCGCAUGUAUGACAAUUUGGAUUCGUGUGAGGUUGUCUACUCCCCACACCUGAUGUCUGCUGCUACUCUCCUCGAGGUUGACUGUUUGGACCUGCAGAACUGCCUCACCAGCCGUACCAUUAUAACACGAGGGGAAACAGUGUCCACCCCUCUUAAUGUGGACCAAGCGCUAGAUGUCCGAGAUGCUUUUGUGAAGGGUAUCUAUGGGAGGCUCUUUGUGUGGAUUGUGGAGAAGAUAAAUGCAGCGAUUUAUAAACCACCGUCUCGAGAGCCAAAGGUGUGGCGCCGGUCAAUCGGCUUGCUGGAUAUUUUUGGAUUUGAAAACUUCCACGUUAAUAGCUUUGAGCAGCUCUGUAUCAACUUCGCCAAUGAAAACCUGCAGCAGUUUUUCGUCCGCCAUGUCUUCAAGCUGGAGCAAGAGGAAUACAACCUGGAGAAUAUCAACUGGCAACACAUUGAGUUCACUGAUAACCAGGAUGCACUUGACAUGAUAGCACUGAAGCCCAUGAACAUCAUUUCCCUCAUUGACGAAGAGAGCAAGUUCCCCAAGGGUACAGACACGACAAUGUUGAACAAGCUGAAUUCUCAACACAAGCUGAACACCUACUAUAUCCCUCCAAAGAACAACUAUGAAACCCAGUUUGGCAUCAGCCAUUUUGCUGGAGUCGUUUACUAUGAAACCAGAGGAUUUUUGGAGAAAAAUCGGGACACGCUUCAUGGAGACAUCAUUCAAUUGGUCCACUCCUCCAAGAAUAAGUUCAUCAAACAGAUCUUCCAGGCUGAUGUAGCCAUGGGAGCGGAGACAAGGAAGCGCUCACCAACCCUCAGCAGCCAGUUUAAACGUUCACUGGAACUGCUGAUGAAAACUCUCAGCGUCUGCCAGCCUUUCUUCGUCCGCUGCAUCAAACCCAACGAGUACAAGAAGUCGAUGUUAUUUGACCGGGAACUGUGUGUCCGCCAGCUGAGGUACUCGGGAAUGAUGGAGACCAUUCGGAUCCGACGGGCUGGUUAUCCCAUUCGCUACACCUUUGUGGAGUUUGUCGAUCGCUAUCGGGUAUUGAUGCCUGGAGUGAAACCCGCUUACAAACAGGGAGAUCUGCGUGGCACGUGUCAACGGAUAGCAGAGGCAGUUCUGGGAAAAGACGGAGAUUGGCAGAUCGGAAAGACAAAGAUUUUCCUAAAGGAUCACCAUGAUAUGUUGCUGGAGAUCGAAAGAGACAAGGCCAUCACUGACAAGGUCAUCCUCAUUCAGAAAGUGGUUCGGGGAUUUAAAGACAGGUCAAACUUUGUAAAAAUAAGAAAAUCAGUGAUGUUGAUUCAGAAGCAUUGGCGUGGAUAUCAGUGCCGGAAAAAUUUCAGCGCAAUGCGAAUUGGAUUCUCCAGACUCCAGGCGCUCUAUCGGUCCCGUAAGCUCUGCACACAGUAUCACUUUGCUCGCAAGAGAAUCAUCCUGUUCCAGGCCCGUUGCCGCGGUUACUUGGUGCGGAGAGCAUUCCGCCACUGCUUCUGGGCUGUCAUUACCAUCCAAGCUUGUGUUCGAGGCAUGAUCGCACGUAGGCUCUACAAGCGGCUGAGAGGAGAAUACCACCGAAGGCUGGAAGCAGAGAAGCUGCGCCUAGCUGAGGAGGUGCGACUUUGCAAGGAGAUGAGCAGCAAAAAAGCCAAGGAGGAGGCGGAGAGGAAACAUCAGGAGCGCCUCGCCCAAUUGGCUCGGGAAGAUGCCGAGAGGGAGAUGAACGAACGGAGGGAGGCCCGUCGGAAGAAGGAAAUGGUGGAGCAAAUGGAGAGGGCCCGCAACGAGCCUGUGAACGACUCUGAGAUGGUGGAUAAAAUGUUUGGUUUUUUGGGCAGCCCCACUCCAUUGCCUGGACAGGAGGGACAAGCGCCAUCUGGGUUUGAGGACCUGGAACGUGCCCCGCCGGAGUUGGAGGAAGAGGAUCUGGAUGCCAGCCUGCCACUCCCAGAGGAGGAAGAGGAAGAUCUUUCUGAGUACAAAUUUGCCAAGUUUGCUGCCACCUACUUCCAGGGCACCACCACGCACACCUACAUCCGCAGGCCCCUCAAGUUGCCCCUGCUUUACCAUGACGACGAAGGGGACCAACUCGCAUCUCUUGCUGUCUGGAUCACGAUAUUGAGGUUCAUGGGGGAUUUGCCGGAGCCCAAGUAUCACACAGCCAUGAGCGAUGGCAGUGAGAAGAUUCCGGUCAUGACCAAAAUCUACGAAACCCUCGGCAAGAAAACAUAUAAACGGGAGCUGCAGGCUCUUCAGGGAGAGGGCGAGAGUGCAUAUUCUGACAAGAACAGCUGUGUGCGGCACAAGCUGGUUUCCCUGACUCUGAAGAAGAAAUCGAAGCUAACGGAGGAGGUGGCAAAGAGAUUGAACGAUGGGGAUUACACUCUCCGGGGGAACAGUAUGUUGGAGGACAGGCCGACCUCUAACCUGGAGAAGCUCCACUUCAUCAUUGGGAAUGGCAUCCUCCGGCCAGAGGUCAGGGAUGAGAUUUACUGCCAGAUCUGCAAGCAACUUACCCAGAAUCCCUCCAAGAGCAGCCACGCCCGGGGCUGGAUCCUCGUGUCCCUCUGUGUUGGCUGCUUCGCUCCUUCUGCAAAGUUUGUCAAGUACUUGAGGAAUUUUAUCCACGGAGGUCCGCCUGGCUACGCACCUUACUGUGAGGAAAGAAUGAGGAGAACGUUUGCUAAUGGGACCCGGACACAGCCUCCCAGCUGGCUGGAACUCCAGGCCACCAAGUCAAAGAAGCCGAUCAUGUUGCCCAUCACCUUCAUGGAUGGAACAACAAAGACUCUCUUGACAGACUCCGCGACAACAGCCAAAGAGCUGUGCAAUGCGUUGGCUGACAAGAUAGGCCUGAAGGAUCGCUUUGGAUUUUCUCUAUAUAUUGCUUUGUUUGACAAGGUCUCCUCCCUUGGCAGUGGGAAUGAUUAUGUGAUGGAUGCCGUCUCCCAGUGCGAGCAGUACGCCAAGGAGCAAGGUGCGCAAGAACGCAACGCACCCUGGCGCCUCUUCUUCCGUAAGGAGAUCUUCACACCCUGGCACAAUCCUACUGAGGACCUGGUGGCAACAAACCUCAUUUACCAGCAGACAGUGAGAGGGGUCAAGUUUGGAGAGUACAGGUGUGACAAGGAGGAGGACCUGGCUGAGCUGGCAUCCCAGCAGUACUAUGUGGAUUAUGGAUCUGAGAUCAUCCUGGAGAGACUCGUGAGCUUAAUCCCAUCUUACAUUCCGGAUCGGGAGAUCACCACCUCUAAAACAGUGGAGAAAUGGGCUCAGUACAUCACCGCAGCUCAUAAGAAGGGAGUGUACACCCAGAAGAGGAUUGACCCUCGGACUGUGAAGGAGGAGGUUGUGGACUUUGCCCGCUUCAAGUGGCCUCUACUUUUCUCGCGAUUUUACGAGGCCUUCAAAUUUUCAGGCCCGAGCCUGCCAAAGAAUGACGUGAUUGUAGCUGUCAACUGGACUGGCGUGUACUUUGUCGAUGAACAGGAGCAAGUCCUUCUAGAACUUUCUUUCCCCGAAAUCACUGCAGUCACCAGCAGUAAGGGAAGCAAAAUGCAGGGGCAGAGUUUCACACUGGCCACCAUUAAAGGCGACGAAUAUACCUUCACCUCCAACAAUGCAGAGGAUAUCCGGGACCUUGUGGUGACCUUCCUGGAGGGGCUGAGGAAGAGGUCAAAGUUCGUGGUCGCUCUGCAAGAUAACCCGAGCCCUGUUGGCGAUGAUUUGACAUUCCUCACCUUCCAAAAGGGAGACCUGAUCCUUCUGGAUCAUGACAGCGGGGAGCAAGUGAUGACCAGUGGCUGGGGUCAUGGAAUGAAUGAAAGGACUAAGCAAAAGGGUGACUUCCCCACCGACUGCGUCUACGUGUUACCUACUGUCACCAAGCCACCAGCUGAGAUUGUGUGCUUGGUUACCAUGACGCCAGGCCAGCGACAGGAAGUCAUCAAGACCUCCCAAUUGCCCAUAACAGAGCUGGAGGAGAAGGUUAAGCCUUACACCCUGGAAGAGUUCUCAUAUGACUACUUCAGGCCACCUCCAAAGCACACGUUAAGCCGAGUGAUGAUCACAAAGAAUCGUGGGAAAGACAAGAUGUGGUCCUGUACCCGGGAGCCCAUGAAACAGCCUCUACUGAAGAAGCUGCUGAACAACGAGGAGCUGUCACAAGAAUCUUGCCUUGCGUUCACUGCUAUCAUGAAGUACAUGGGUGACUAUCCCUCCAAGAGAAUGCGGUCCGUGAAUGAACUGACUGACCAAAUAUUCGAAGCUGCUUUGAAAGGGGAGCUGAUGAAAGACGAGAUUUACUGCCAGGUCCUCAAACAGCUCACUGAUAACCAUGUGAAGUACAGCGAAGAGAGGGGCUGGGAGUUACUCUGGCUCUGUACAGGACUCUUUCCCCCUAGCAACAUCCUCCUGCCUCACGUCCAGAGAUUUCUACAGUCAAGGAAAAGCCACUUGCUCGCUGCAGACUGCAUGCAUCGACUCCAGAAAGCGCUCCGGAAUGGAUCCAGGAAGUAUCCGCCUCACCUGGUGGAAGUGGAAGCUAUCCAGCACAAAACCACUCAGAUCUUCCACAAAGUUUACUUUCCUGAUGACACAGAUGAGGCAUUUGAAGUAGAAUCUAGUACGAAAGCUAAAGACUUCUGCCAGAAUAUCUCAGCCAGACUGUUGUUGAGAUUUCCCGAUGGCUUCAGCUUGUUCGUCAAGAUCUCUGACAAGGUGAUCAGUGUUCCUGAAGGAGACUUCUUCUUUGACUUUGUGCGACAUCUCACCGACUGGAUCAAGAAAGCUCGGCCGACUAAGGACGGUGUAAUGCCUUCUCUGACAUACCAGGUCUUCUUCAUGAAGAAACUAUGGACGCAUACAGUUCCUGGAAAGGACCCAAUGGCAGAUUCCAUCUUUCAUUAUUAUCAGGAGCUGCCUAAGUACCUGCGCGGUUACCACAAGUGUUCCCGUGACGAUGUGCUGCAGUUGGCAGCACUCAUUUACAGGGUGAAGUUCGAGGAUGACAAGUCCCAAUUCCCAAACAUUCCCAAGAUGCUGAAGGAACUGGUGCCACAGGAUCUGAUCCGGCACUUCUCACCUGAUGACUGGAAGCGGUCCAUUGUAGCUUUUUACAACAAACAAGCAGGAAAAUCACAGGAAGAUGCUAAACUAUCGUUCCUGAAGAUUAUCUAUAAAUGGCCUACGUUUGGAUCAGCAUUUUUUGAGGUCAAGCAAACCACUGAGCCAAAUUACCCAGAGAUCCUCUUGAUUGUGAUCAACAAACACGGAGUGAGUCUGAUUGACCCGAAGACAAAGGAUAUUCUUACCACCCAUCCAUUCACCAAGAUUUCUAAUUGGAGCAGUGGUAACACCUACUUCCAUAUUACCAUUGGGAACCUGGUGAGAGGCAGCAAGCUCCUAUGUGAAACCUCUCUGGGAUACAAAAUGGAUGACCUAUUGACGUCUUAUAUCAGUCAGAUGCUGACGUCUAUGAACAAGCAGUGGAGCACUAAAGCCAGUAAGUGAACUUACUUUGACUACUGGAUCUGGGCCAACGAGGUGAUCCAACUUCUGAGGCCUGUGGGAAACCCUUGCAGUUGGACAAAAACAUUCUCCACCCAAGUCUGGAGUAUGAGAAGGAGCCCUCUGCAAAGUUCUUCCGACAGCAGCCCAGACUCUCCCUCCAGUGAGGAUGACUAUUUGUAGUGUGCGCGUUUGCUUGUGCAUGUUUUGAAACACUUAACUUUAGGGUCGCUCAAAUGGAAAAUGAACUAAAAGGAAACAGAAAAUUAAGGCCUACAAAGCGGGCUUCUUCAUUGUGACUUCUUACUCCGACAGUGGAAAACCAGGCCUACAAAGUAGGCUGCUUCAUUGUGACUUCUUCCUCGGAUGAAAGAAAUCCGAGCCUACAAAACAAGAUUCUUAAUUGUGGCCUCUUCCCCUGACACAGGAAAUCUAGGCAUAUAAAGCAGGCUUCUUCAUUGUGAUCUCUUCCUCUGAUGGAAAUCCAGGCCUACAGUGUAGGCUUUUAGUGACCUCUCAUUCCAAAGAAAGGAAUUCCAGGCCUACAAAGGAAGCUGCUUUUUUUUUUUUUGCAAUCUCUUCUGCUGCACUCAUUCUGCUACGUCCUUUCUCAAAGAGUCAAUUCAUUUUUGGUUUUUUGAUGCCUGUGGUGUAGCUUCUGUGUAACUGUGGCCCAGAUUACUGGCAGUGCAUCAAAUCUGUGUGGUCAUUCUCACUAACUGUGGUAGUGGGCCCAAAGAUAGCAGCUGGUCACUGCCUUGCUGUGGCCCAUGGGUAAAAUUCCUGCCUUCGGAAGAGUCCGUGGUCUAGUUGUGCACAGUUGGAGCCCCCAAUGCAAAGGCCCCUGUUUGUAUAUUUGGUGAAACGACUGGACUCCCUCCAAAUGCAAAGGAAUUGUUUGCAUGUGAGGUGUUUGUUUUUCUGUGCUUGUUGUAGUCUUUAUCAUCUAACCUGUCUCCUCCUCAUGCACCUCCAGCUGUUUCUGUGUGCAGCUAACUUAUUUGAAGUGCAUACAUUUUCUUAAAACCUAAGAAAACUGACCUCCUGUAAACAGAGGGUGUCUGCUGUGGGUUAAUUACCGGAUUAACCAUAGGAUCAUAUUAUUGUCCCUCACCUUCAUAGCCACUUGGGAUUAUGCAUCGAUGGGUCACUGCUUUGGCUUGUUCACUUCUCAUCUUUAAUCUCUGCACCAAAAUAAAACAGUGUGUUAGUCACGUUACCCCCUAGAACAGGUUUUGCAGUUAGCAUUUGGAGGAUUGCUUUUGCCCUCAGUGCUCCUUUUCCAUUACCCAGCCCCACUCUUAGGCUCCUGUCCCAUUACCAGAAAAUACCCAUUGUUGAAAUUUCAACUCGUGGUUUUUAACCUGAACCAUUUGCUGGAUAACUUUUUGGAAAUUGUCUGCGUGUCUGGUUUGUAAUUCUUGCAGUCAGAGUUUCACAAAACCCAAUUACUUGUUUUCCCCCUCCACUGGGUUUGCCCUAACACUAAUAAAGCUGUAUGUCAUUGGCUGGCAGCGAGUCUGUCCCUGAGCACACCUCACAAGAAAUGACUGGGAAUGCUCAAGUCAGAUGUCUGUGGAGAGACGGCAGGUUGGUGCUACAUAGGUGGUGGAGCCUUCUGCGUACUGACAAAAGAUCCACAUCUUAAAGCAUCUUUUUCUUUUCACUGUCUGUCUCUUCCCUCACCCCCCCCCCCCCUUUUUUUCUCUCCCUCUCUUUCUCCCCCUUUUUUUUUCUCUCUCUCUCUCUCUCUCUCUCUCUCUCUCUCUCUCUCUCUUUUCUCUGCACCGCCCUCUUCCCCGGGGACUCACUCAGACUGGGCCUGUCCAUCACAAACAGCAAUGAUGUGCCAGCUUCUGAUUGCUGCCAAGCCAUGCUGCCUUGCGUACUCCAACCAAUCUACCUUUAACCCCAGUGAAUGGGUGCAGCUUUGUUUAUAAACAAUAUCAGCUGAAACGCUGCUUGCAAAUUUGGCUGAGGUCCAGUGUUUAAAUUUUCAACAGAGAACUUGUCGGAUUGACUUGGCUCAGCAGUCGCUCCGAACAAAGGGAACAAAAUCCUUUAGCUCCAAGUGCCCGAGUCCCAUUCAACUUUGGGCUCUCACUUCCACUGCCACUGUGCCUUUUAUAAGCAAAAUAGAUUCUAUUUUAAUCACAUUGGCAUUCCUUUGCCUAAAGGUAGGGAGUCAUUUGGUUAGAAGUAAAACUAGCUGUGGGUGAUUGGCUCCAUGUCUUGUAGUUACAUUGUCUCUAUAUAACUGCAACAUUUAGAAUGUUAUUUCUUAACCUACUCUGUGAGUCAGUUUUAAUAGUGGGUGAAAAUGUUUCGAUUAAUCGUGUCCUUUUUUAAAUGACCAUUGUUGAGUCAAUACACAGUUUUAUCACAAGGGAUAAUUGGUCUGCUCCCCUUUUUUUGUUUUGGUUCUUUUCCUCUCCCAGAACAUCCAUGAUACCACCAACUUGCAGCCACUUCCUAACCUGCUGCCACCCUCCCUGUGUACAGAUUCCAGUCUGCUAUCAUGCUGCACCAAAAACUGGGAUUUCACAACUGGUCUCUAUCUCUGUGAUUUUAACCAUAUCCCAGAUGACUCAUGGAGUUUUGGUUUGUUUUUGUUGAGUUCAAGCAGUUUGUUUUUUCCUGUUGUUGGAGGCUGCAGGGACGUUAUUUCCCUCCUCUUGCUGCAGUCUCCGCAGCUGUCCCUAGUCCUUGUGUUUUUGUCAAUCUUCGGGGUUUUUCUGCCCAGCUCGUAAUGCCUCGGUUAUUGCUGCCAACUCAUUCUGAAGUGGGUCUCAAGCUCAGGAGAUGCUGUCUCUUUGUUUGAUUGGCCUUCCCAGAAAGAUUGAUUUAACGCUGACCACAAGGGUGCACCACUGAGCCUGCUGGUAUUACUCCUAAAAUGCUUGCAAAUGCUAUGGGGACUCUCUCUCUCUCUUUCUGGUUGAAUGGGAUGCAAGAGGGACACUGUACUUGGAAUAAGGCCACAUUAAAACUAUAUUGGCUACCAUACAGUGGCUUGAGAGUCAGAUGCUGUAGUUCCAGUGCUAGUUAUUCUGGUGUCUCCUGUCUGACCCCAGUAACCAAGGAAGUAAAGGUGUGUUGUUUUUUACCAGAGCAGGUCUAAAUGGGUUAGAAUGAGAGAAGCAUAAAAGAUACAACGUAUGCUGUAACCUACAGUGAUUAAAUCAGUCAAAUGUUGGUGCACAGGGUAGGAUUUAUGCUAGUAUUUUAGAGUCUGUGUUGAGUAUAAAUGCACUUCUUUCCUAUGAAAGUGUUGCAUUAAUUUUUCUGUCCUGCUCCAUUCAAAGGGGUCCAUGCUCAGUAGUGCCAUUCUACAUGGAUUGGGGAGACUGGAGGAAGGAAAAAGUUUGUGUAACACAGCAUUCCCCUGUCCUACCCUGGUGACAUCUCAGUGAGGAAAAGUACUGAACUUGUUUGCGUGCUUUCGUAACCAAAAAAAUGCGGGUCUUUUAAUAAAAGACUUUACUGUGGUGACGGUCUCUUUGUAUUGAGACAGAAAAGGCUGGAUGCCAAAUGGCUAUGAUGGUUUCCCAUUUCCACCUGCCUGUAGCUAACAUGACCUGUUGACCAUCUCUACUUCUCAAAUCACUUCGCAACCAGUCCCUGGCCUUGGGAAAGGAUUUGAUGUUACACUGCCCACCUUUGAUUCACUUGUAUAAUAGUUGUGGUGUGUGUGAGAGAGAAUGUUUGGUGAGGUUUACAUCACAGGGCCCAGCCUAAUGUGUGUGGAAAGGGGAGGAGGGCAGAUCAGUGACAGCUUGGAGCAAUACUAAUGUAUAAUGUAAUGAGGGCUGGAGCUGAUGAAUUUUGGCAUGCUUGAAAUGUGACAGUGUAUUAGCUCAAAGGUCAUAAAAGCACAGUUCCUGUGAGUUUGCUGUUUAUGCUCAUUCCCUGCCUGUGAUACCUGUAAAGCUGCACCAGAGACUGGUGUAGGGCUCGGAAUAAACUUUAAAAGCCAUUUUAUUUUGUCGCCGGCCUCUUUUCCCAUCUCCCUCCAAUACAUAAUUCAGUGUAAAUAAAAGAAACCAUUUGUCUUUGACCAUCACCUGGUAUAUGAACAAUAUAUUUGUAAAAAAAGUUAAUAAAUGAACUGUUAUAUUGUGACUUUUUUUUUUAAAAAAUGGUGAAACCAGUGUGGAUGCAUGGUUUGUGAGGUUAAAUGCUAGUUCAAGACAGUUUGAUUUUUCUCCCCAUCCGGGGUAAAAUACAUUCGUGUGUCUAACGUUGUGUCUGCAGUUUGCAUCUGUUUAAAGAGUGUAUCACCUUGUGUAUUAAAUACCUGUGAUCCAUU
Rhincodon typus (whale shark) is the source of this 11063-nucleotide messenger RNA. RefSeq names its product myosin VIIAa (gene myo7aa). Gene Ontology annotation, molecular function: cytoskeletal motor activity; protein binding; ATP binding. The record is from RefSeq and is a predicted model, not a curated record. Bases 230 to 6757 code for a protein of 2175 amino acids. Lineage: Eukaryota; Metazoa; Chordata; Chondrichthyes; Orectolobiformes; Rhincodontidae. The transcript is spliced from 49 exons. Gene Ontology annotation, cellular component: cytoskeleton; myosin complex.